Molecule: messenger RNA, 1354 nt
Organism: Oryzias melastigma (Indian medaka)
Lineage: Eukaryota; Metazoa; Chordata; Actinopteri; Beloniformes; Adrianichthyidae
Gene: jkamp
Product: jnk1/mapk8 associated membrane protein
Exons: 6
Coding region: 194-1246 (350 amino acids)
Biological process (GO): response to unfolded protein
Cellular component (GO): membrane
Molecular function (GO): ubiquitin protein ligase binding
Source: RefSeq, a predicted model, not a curated record
UGAUGCUUUAUAAGCAAAAAUUGGUUUGAAAACUGUCGUGAUUUAUUUUAAAACAGUUGCCGUUUUCUCAUGGAGCAGCAGGUGGCGCUGUUGUUUCUGGUCACCGUAGAAGAAGAAAGGAACAACAUAUCCGCAUUGAGGAGAAAAAAAGAAUCGUUUUUAUCAAAUAUAUUUAUUAGAUGUCGUUCUCAUAAUGGACGUGUCCGUGACCUCCCGCUGUCCGGGUCUGUACUGCGGUCGGCUCCUGGUGAACGGAUCUGUGGAGGGAGAAUGUGGGGUGUGUCCUCGAGGAGAACGGGCCAAUCAGGAGAAGGUGUGCGAGCGCUGCGACGAGUCCCCGGAGCUGUACGACUGGCUGUACCUGGGCUUCAUGGCCAUGCUGCCGCUGGUGCUGCACUGGUUCUUCAUAGAGCGCUUCUCUGGGAAGAAGAGCUCCAGCGCUCUGCUGCAGCACGUGACGGCGGCGCUGGAGUGCAGCGUCUCCGCUCUGGUCACCCUGCUGCUCACCGAGCCGGUGGGACUGCUGAGCAUCCGGUCCUGCCGGGUCCAGAUGCUGUCGGACUGGUACACCAUGCUGUACAACCCCAGCCCGGACUACGUGCACACGCUGCACUGCACGCAGGAGGCCGUGUACCCGCUCUACACCAUCGUGCUGAUCUACUACGCCUUCUGCCUGGUGAUGAUGAUGCUGCUGCGCCCUCUGCUGGUGAAGAAGAUCGCGUGCGGCCUGGGGAAGUCGGACCGUUUCCGGAGCAUCUACGCGGCGCUCUACUUCUUCCCCAUCCUGGCGGUGCUGCAGGCCGUCGGUGGCGGGCUGCUGUGUGAGUCUCCGCCUCUUUUACAGAGCGUUCCUGCAGUCUGCUGGUCUUCACGGCCGUCUGCUGUGUUUCAGACUACGCCUUCCCGUACAUCAUCCUGGUGCUGUCGCUGGUCACGCUCGCCGUCUACAUGUCCGUCUCUAAGAUCCAGUCCUUCAAAACUCUGGUGGCCAAGAAGAAGCGUCUGGUGGUUCUGUUCAGCCACUGGCUGCUGCACGCCUACGCCAUCAUCUCCAUCUCCCUGCUGGACAAGCUGGAGGUGGCGCUGCCGCUGCUGGCUCUGGUUCCAGGCCCCACCCUCUUCUACAUCGCCACCGCCAAGUUCACCGAGCCGAGCCGGAUCCUGUCCGAGGGCAGCAGCGGGCCCUGAGCGCCGCGGCCGUCCCGACCUCCCACCGACGGAGCAGGAGGUUCUGCUGCGGUUCUGAAGCCGGACCUUUGGCUCAGCGUCUCUGUAAAUGCUGUAAAUACUCGCCUGCCUGUAAAUAUCAGUAUUUAUGUUCACACUCACAGGAAUAAAGGUUUGAUACCUGGAG